Molecule: messenger RNA, 2055 nt
Organism: Mercurialis annua (annual mercury)
Lineage: Eukaryota; Viridiplantae; Streptophyta; Magnoliopsida; Malpighiales; Euphorbiaceae
Product: rhamnogalacturonan I rhamnosyltransferase 1
Exons: 8
Coding region: 198-1730 (510 amino acids)
Cellular component (GO): cytoplasm; chloroplast
Source: RefSeq, a predicted model, not a curated record
UUCCCCGUGAAAAGUAAAAAAUAAGAUCGAAAAGUUAGAGCCAUUUAAUAAGUAAAAUAGUUGUUGAAUCCAAAGCUUCAAUAAUAAUUUCAAAAUGCGGACGUAAAUAAUAAAGAGAGUUGUAGCAGCGAUCUGAUUCUAUGAAACGGCGACGAUGAUGGAGAAGAGAAAGAGCGGCAGUAAAACGAGAGAGAGCAAUGGAGGUUAGAUCGGACGGUGGUAAAUCAUCAGCCAAUAGCAACAGUAAUUCUUCUUCUUCACAAGUAAUAGGUAGAAAACGAUUACAGGUUUGGUUCAUCAGAGUGUGUUCCACCAUUUUGUUGUGGACUGGCUUCGUUCAGCUCGUCGCCGUUGGUGAGUUAUGGCAACCGCAUUUUAUUACCCGUUAUUUUACCCGUACAAUACUUCAGAUCACGCCCGUUUCUCUUCAACUUACUCCGCCUCCGCCUUCUCCGCCUCCUCCUCCUCCGCUCCUUCCUGCAAGAAAUUAUACAAGUAACGGUUAUCUUAAGGUGUCAUGCAAUGGCGGCUUGAAUCAAAUGCGCGCUGCGAUAUGUGACAUGGUUGCUGUUGCUCGGCUAUUGAAUCUGACUUUGGUUGUUCCUGAACUUGACAAGACAUCUUUUUGGGCUGACCCUAGUAAUUUUGAGGACAUCUUUGAUGUGAAGCAUUUCAUUGACUCCCUAAGAGAUGAAGUUCGAAUUAUCCGAAGGCUGCCAAAAAGAUUUAAUAGGAAACAUGGAUACAAAGUAUUUGAGAUGCCUCCGGUUAGCUGGUCAAAUGAGAAAUACUACCUGCAACAGAUUUUGCCACUUUUCAGCAAGUUAAAUGUGUUGCACUUCAACAAAACUGAUGCACGUUUGGCAAACAAUGGGAUAUCUCUUGAUCUUCAGAAACUCAGAUGCCGAGUGAAUUUCCAGGCACUGAAAUUUACUCCGCAGAUUGAAAGAUUGGGAUACAAUUUGGUUCGCAUGCUUCAGGAAAGAGGGCCUUAUGUAGCCUUGCAUCUAAGAUAUGAAAUGGACAUGUUGGCUUUCUCAGGUUGCACCCAUGGCUGCUCCGUUGAAGAAGCUGAGGAGCUCAAGCGAUUAAGAUAUGCCUAUCCUUGGUGGAGAGAGAAAGAGAUAGUGUCUGAAGAGAGGAGAUCUCAAGGUCUGUGUCCUCUGACACCUGAGGAGGCGACACUGAUCUUGCAGGCACUGGGUUUUGAAAAGGAAACACAGAUAUAUAUUGCAGCUGGUGAGAUAUAUGGAAGUGAACGUAGACUUGCAGCACUAAGGGCUGCAUUUCCACAUAUAGUAAAAAAAGAAAUGCUGUUGGAUCCAGCAGAGUUGCAGCAAUUCCAGAAUCAUUCUUCGCAGAUGGCUGCUCUGGAUUUCAUGGUCUCAAUAGCCAGUAAUACUUUCAUUCCCACAUAUGAUGGAAAUAUGGCGAAAGUUGUUGAAGGUCAUCGCAGGUAUCUUGGAUUUAAGAAAACAAUCCUACUAGAUCGAAAAAAACUUGUGGGGUUACUGGAUUUGCAUCAGAAUGGGACACUCACUUGGAAUGAGUUUGCAAUUGCUGUUCAAGCAGCACAUGAGAAGAGGAUGGGACAACCAUCACGCCGUAGGAUCAUAGCAGAUAAACCGAAGGAGGAGGAUUAUUUUUAUGCAAACCCUCAGGAGUGUCUUUGUGAGCGAGCAAGUUGUGAUGAGUUGCUAGACCGUAAUAACUCGAGUACAUGGCGAUGAGAACUUAAUUCCAAGCAGAUAUUAAGAUAGUGAGUGACCUGACUAUCAUUUAGAAGCAGCAACCUGGUUUCCAGUCUUGAAUACACACACCUUAGAGCUUUACAAGAAAUUGGCAGAAAAGAAUGGUGAAGUGUCAAUUUGGAGGCAGUCAAAGGGCAUGCUUUUUCAUUUUUUGUGUUGAUAUAUUUAUUCUACCGGUGAAGUUUUGUUCAAUGGUAUAGUCCCACAUUUGGAAAAUACAUAUGUAGCAAUUAUAUUCUUUCAUUCAUAAUUUACAUGAACAAUACUUUAUAUAGUAAACAGCUUAAUGUAGACAUCUUUAUUA